Messenger RNA from Acaulospora colombiana, 314 nucleotides. NCBI's taxonomy places the organism in Eukaryota, Fungi, Glomeromycota, Glomeromycetes, Diversisporales, Acaulosporaceae. The record is from the annotation of a GenBank genome assembly.
GCAGAACAGGGUAUGCUAUCGACUCAGAAAAUAAGAGUCCAGAAAUUCGCAUGGAGGAAGAGAAGGGGAGGGAAAAGGAGAGAGACAUGGGGUGGAAUAACCCAAUACGAAUAACGGGGGAGGAGGAGGAGGAAAAGUUUGAACACAAACAAGUCUUGAGGUAUAAAAGCAGCGAGUUUCCUAGUAAAAGAAAAGAAAUUGCACAUAUAGAGAGCGUGUUUCCGUUGCUGAACGUUGGCGAGGGACAUUUUGGAGGCGUCAAAAUACGUCAAGGGGGUAGGGACGUUCCGGGCGUGUACGGGAGUGUGUGGUAA